CCGAGGGAUUGCCUGGAUGUUGAGUUACUGAGUAAAAGUAGAAAAAAGUUCAUUUUAUGUUUUCACAAAAAGAAAAUGAAUUAAAGGGUGUUAAUUUCCCUGGAUUCUUGUUGUUUUACGUAAAUCAGUGCAACGCCAAUGAUGAUGGAUUGUGAGCCGAGGCCGCAGCAAGUUGGCGAAAUUCUUGUCCAGGUUCAGGAGGAUUUGCACCACUUGAAGGAGAAAUUGUUAGCCCAGGGAGAUGGGAAAGAGGUGGACUUAGCCCAGCUUCAGAAUGCCAUCAGUAAAACAGAGGAUGGCAUCCGGAAAAGGACAGAAAUUGUUUUGAACCAGAUCAACAGACAGGUUAUUACAUUGCCGUCUUUAGAAGCCCAGCAACAGCAGUAUCAUCAGCGGACUCAUGAGAACCCCCCAGUUACCAUGGAAUCAACAUUUGACCUGAAGGCUGGAAUGGGGCUAAAGAAACCUACAUCAUACGACACAAGAAAUGUGCCUUUGUCUUUGGGAUUGAAUAGGGUACCCUCAAAACAGCAGCAAUCGAUACAGAUGACUGGUUUAACUCCAGGUCAAAUGGCUCGUCAUUUAUGGAGUAUAAGAGCGAUUGGUAACCCCCAGAAUGUCUGCAAUAGACAGGUUCUCAAUGAUCAGUAUGGCAUCCAGCUUCCUUUGCUUCCACAGAAGACCCAAUCUAAGCACUCCCAGAAAGUAGUGCUUGGCACAACAGUGGAGCCCCUCACAGUACUUCCAAAGGCCAACAGAGUGGAUAACCAGUUGGAACCUCCUCCAAUCAGCGAGGAAGAUGCAAGACGGGGUAUCUUAAGCCUGCUGGAGCGUGGGUUAAUUCCUCCUGCCUCAGAGUUGACCCUUGACCCCUCACCUGUAGGGCACAAAUUGGUCAAGCUUCAUGAACCACAGGAGAAAGAGUUUAACAGAUUUAAGCCAAUUACUGAUAUGGCUAACAAUCUGGCGGGUGUAAAGUUGGAUGUGAGUUCUAGACCUGGCCAAAAGGAAGACUAUGGAGACAUUGUGAGGAUACCUGUGGUGCCGCCUCGUCUCACGCCCACUCCUGAGACCAGGGCCAUGUCGGGCAGAACUAAUUGCUCUUCUAAAACCGCCAAGACCUCUGCAACAUUGAAAACUUUUGACAUGCCUCUGCAACCUGUGAUUUCUUUACCAUGUCUCCCAGAGAUAAAGCAGCCACCUCCAACCACACCAGCUGUGGAUGAUGAUUGCAAAUCCGCCGCACACAGGUUUGCAAUUCAACAUGGACGAACACGGGACGAAGCAGCAGACUUCUUGGCAUUUAAACAGCACUAUUGUCUGACCUGGGGAAGCAUUGUCACAAUGAUCAAAUACUUGGAGAGGAUGUUGUCUAACUAUGCAGUACCUGUUGCCUUUGUCAAUGGAGACAGACUGGCAGACCUAGCAUUAGAGUUUGAGUUGGAGAAUGCACCUGAAAUCGACAACUUACUCACUGUGAUUUUGAACAGAGAAGAUGUGGAGGCAAUGAUCAGAAAACCGGGUCGACGGUUUAAAGGGACCAAUGGGGUGUCUCUGGCAGCAGCACGCAUUCAGAGCACAUGGAGGAAGUAUGUGGCGAGGAAGCAGUACCUGGAAUACCGUAAAAAGAAGUGGGCAGCCGGUGUUAUUGCUAUUUCCUGGAUCAUGUCAAUCAAAAUGGCUAAGGUCAGGAAGCAGUUGAAAAUUACCAGAGCUGAUCAGCUGGAAGCCUUCAAAUCUAGAACAAAGAAAUUGUCAGCUUCCUGGGACAGAAUAAAGAACUCACGCCGUGUGAUUAUUCAUAUUCCGUCAUUAGGCCUUAACCAGAGCAUUCGGGACUCCAUCAACGACUUCAAUGUCAGGCAAAACACUCAGAUGUCACGUCUUUGUGACAUCAAAGAUCCAAAUGUAGAUGUGAUAUUUAUCUCCCCUGUGCCAAUGAAUGACGAGACUCUGCAAUAUUACAACAAGCUGAUAGGACUUAAAACAGCCAUUGAUUCUGGCAACGUGGAUGACCAAUCAGACCUCAGCGACAGAUAUCGUAUUAUUGUCCCAGAAGCCAUAAAGAGUUUUCCUGCACAUAGAAUGUGUUUAUCUACAAUCUUGAAGUACAGCCCACGCACCCUAAAGCGUGUUAAGAACCUGAUCCGUGGUCGGGAUGCUUACAUCGUGACAGGUGCUCCUCACAAGGAUGACUUAUACCUGUCUGACCACUUGGAUGUCCCUCUUCUCUCUCCUGAGCCAGAUAUUGCACAUCUGUACUCGACCAAGUCUGGCAGUAAGCGAAUCUUUUCGAGUGCUAAAGCUGACAUGCCUCCCAGCGAGUAUGAUGUGUACAGUUUACAGCAGUUGGAGGAGUGCUUAGCUCAGUUGGUCACUGAAAACUUACUGGUUCACCGAUGGCUGUUUAAACUGGACAAUGAAUUUGAUGGGCGUGGCAUAGCCUACUGUGACAUCGCUGCCCACCUGCGGUGUUAUAAGUGGGCACUGAAGGAAUCAAGACGCUAUGGAGAGAAGUGGAACAAGAAGUGGGCACAGGAAGCCGCGUACAUCAAGAUUCAUGCUGAGAUUCCAGCCAUCCUGAAGACAUUUGCCAAGCCUGUGAAUGAUAAACUUUUCCCAUCCUGGGAAAAAUUUCUUGAGGCCUUCCUAGGACAAGGUGGUGUGAUUGAGGCUUGCCCGCCAGCAGAAAGCAUGACGGCCAUCUCCGUAGACAUGCUGAUAGAGCCCAAUGGGGAGAUAACCAUGGUGUGCUGUGGGGAUCAGAUACAUGCAGAGACACCCUUUGCUUGCUGGGGGGUCUCAGUACCACAGGCAUCUGUGGAACCUGAUAUUCUCAAUGAUACUUGCAAGAGGAUUGGGAUGGCCUGCAAGUCAAGGGGAGUUAUGGGAUACUUUUCUGUUGACUUUGUGACCUUCAUUGACUCUCAGACGAUGGAACAAAAACUGUGGGCUAUUGACCUGAGCUUGAUGUACUCAGACAGCCUGGCCAUGUUUAGACUGAUGGAGUUUGUCAGCCAAGGUGUUCUGAACACUAAAACUCAUGUGUUUGAUGUGCCCACUCCCAAGGAGACCAAACCUAAGAAGAAGAGGAUUUUGGAGGGAAUGUGUGAGGAGCCGCCCAAGAACACAAACCGCUAUGGUGUGAUGAGUGCUCGACUACUGCAUACAAACCUGGCUGUUGUUCACUACAGUGUUUACUUCCAGAUGUGCCGGGCACAUGGCAUUGGCUUUGAUAUACAGGAGAAGCAGGGAACAGUCUUCACCCUAGUAGAUAGUUUUAAUCGGGAAAAACUUGGCAUGUUAACUCUAGGGGACAAUUUACAGGGUGCCCUGGCCACAUUCGCGCGGAACAUGUCUGUCAUUCACCAGGAGAUAUCAGCACCCAACAUGCAGGGAACAACAAAUUUCAAGGAUGCAAUAGAAGAUAUUGAAGGCAUAUUGGGCACAACUGUGCAAAAUGCUGAAGAUAUAGAGAAUAAACUCAAGCUAGAUCCUAAAGAUGAGAGGCGUUCUGAUUCAACAACGCGGUCUCUGUCCGCUGACUGCCAAUGAACAUGUUGAGAACACUGAGUUGGAUAAUUGGCCAGGCAACCACAAUAGAAGGCGGGAGAAGUUCGCUGAUUGACAGCUAUGACAUGGAGUGGAAAUUUUGAACAUCUGUGCUCAGAAGGAACAUCCUGCUAGCUGUCAAAAAUCAGAACCUUUUACAAAUACAAGUUUAUUAUAGGUAGUAAUUUCAAUCAAACCUGAAUAGCAUCACCCGCUAGAUGAACGAAAUAUAAGAAAAUGUUUUUUUCUUAUUUUUUAUAUUACUCUUGUUAAUAUGUGGCCAUGUAAUAUCCUAGAUAUGUUCCGUGUAAAUAAGACAACUGAAACAAGUGUGGUAUGUGCUGUCGUUUCAAAAGCAUUCCCCUGCUCUUAAUGUAUUUGUGCUGCAACAGGCAAUACCCAUUAUAUUUUUGACGUGAAGUUUUGUUUGUAAAAUCUGCAUUUAUGUGCCUGUACGCAUUCAUCUUCCAGCUUACAAACAUAAUGAAGGUAAUCAUGUAUGUUUGCAAUGUAUAUAUGCAUGUCAGAAUGACAUAUAUAACAUAAUGUAUUCAAUGGUAAAACAUUUUUCAUUAAUGUUUGUGCAUAAAUAUGUCCAUUUGUUGACAUCCUUCAUUGAUGCUUGUAUAUAAUGGCUGGGUUUUUUUUUCUUCAACUGAUUGAGAGGAAGUGCACCUGUGCAGAAUAUUUUAUUACAACUCUGAGUGAAUAUUGUUUUUGUUUUUUACACACGGAAUUUCAACAUUUAUAUUUGAAUAAUCAUUUUGUCUGGCGAUAUUUGUGAACAUCAGUGGUCUUGUUGGCCUUAUUCUGGCUAAAUGCUGUCAUGUGUAUAUUUAGCUGUGAGAUUUUGUUCAUCAUUGGAAAUUUUAAUUAAACAUAUAUGUAUGUAUAA
Messenger RNA from Liolophura sinensis, 4447 nucleotides. RefSeq names its product IQ domain-containing protein H-like. The coding region runs from base 139 to 3555 and encodes 1138 amino acids. Lineage: Eukaryota; Metazoa; Mollusca; Polyplacophora; Chitonida; Chitonidae. The record is from RefSeq and is a predicted model, not a curated record. The transcript has 24 exons.